CAUCAUUGAAUUCCUUUUGUAGUUACACAAAUCUCCAUCCUUGCCCCCAAUACUUGCGCCACCCUAGAACCAAUUUCCCAGAGAGCCUCCGCCAUGGCAGACCACCUUCAAGUUCAGCGGCAACAACUAAAGUUCCCUCAGGGGUUUAGGUUUCACCCGACGGAUGUGGAGAUCAUCACCUCCUACCUAGUCCCUAAGGUGUUGAACAAAGCAUUCGACCCCAUAGCGGUCGGGGAGGUGGACCUAAACAAAUGCGAGCCGUGGGAACUCCCCGAGAAGGCGAAAAUGGGGGAGAAGGAGUGGUACUUCUUCUCCCAAAAGGACCGCAAGUACCCCACCGGUAUACGGACCAACCGAGCCACGACCGCCGGCUACUGGAAGGCCACUGGAAAGGACAAGGAGAUCUUCCACCACGCGACCACAAGUCUCAUCGGCAUGAAGAAGACGUUGGUCUUUUACAAGGGUAGGGCGCCCAGGGGGGAGAAGACCAACUGGGUCAUGCACGAGUAUAGGCUCGAGAGUGGAAAACAAGGAACACCUAGUCUACCCACCGACAUCACCACCGCCACAGCCAUUAAUGCAUCUUCCAAGGAGGAGUAUGUGGUUUGCAGGAUAUUCCAUAAGAGCACUGGACUCAAGAAGGUAGUGAUGUCGUCGUACGCCAUUCCCAUGCCAAUGUCCAUGGGAGCAGAGGAGCAACAUGGAUUCCUUGAAUCCGGUACAUUGCCUCCUUUCAUGGGCUAUGGUGCAUCAUCAUCGCUGGUGCCCCCAUCGUCCCUGCCCGCAUCUUCUUUGUACCAGCUGCAUGACGCUGGGGCCAGAUCGUCAAUGAUGGGUAGUGCGGUGCUCCCGAUGAUGAACGACCACUACUUCGGGAACCACCACUACCAGAAUAUGGCUACCCCACCACGACCGUUGGUGUCGUUCUACCACCAUGACCCCCGCCAGCAGCAACAACAACAACAACAACAACAACACAUGAUUCAAAUGCCGAUGCAGAUGCAGAUAGGUGCAGAUGAGGGCCUCAUGAUCGGGGUCGAGCCUGGGAGCGGGCCGUCAUCCAUAGUGUCGCAGGAGGACACUUUGGCAAGGUUGAGUAGCAACGACGUUGCAACAACUGCUGAUGAGAUCUCGUCAGUGAACAUGGGUACGGAUGGCAUGUGGAAGUACUGAUAAUCAGAUGAUCCAAGUACUAAUAUAUAUAGCAUCAGAAGAUCGAUUGAUAUAUACCACCACCUAUAUAUAUUGGUUUGCACCGCAUUUUAUUUGUGUGUGUGAGAAGAGAGCUUGUAUGCAUUGCUUGGCUUGGCUUUGCCUCUUUCUUGUGCUAGUAUUGUGUGUAUGUGUACUGGCUUGUAUAUGCCACCCACCGGUGUAUACCUAGCUACAUUUGCAUGUGUUCCAAACUACCUAGCAGUGUGUACAUCAUGCAUGUAUUAAACCUAUGUGCAAUAAACUAUUUUAUUUAAUUCUGAA
Molecule: messenger RNA, 1476 nt
Organism: Aegilops tauschii subsp. strangulata
Lineage: Eukaryota; Viridiplantae; Streptophyta; Magnoliopsida; Poales; Poaceae
Product: NAC domain-containing protein 4-like
Biological process (GO): regulation of DNA-templated transcription
Molecular function (GO): DNA binding
Source: RefSeq, a predicted model, not a curated record